GGGAAUUGAGCGACUGGCGGCUUUGGGCCGGCCUCUUUGGGCUGAGCAGACUCCCUGGUCCCAUCUGCCCAGCAGGGAGCGACCAACAGUCCUGCAGCUUCAACCACUCACAGCGAGGGCCGCCCAGAGCCCAGCCGUUUGUUCAAGAAACCCCAGGUCCCAUCCGAUCAACCCGCUUCCCACGCCCUCUCCCCUCUUUGAUACUACCACAGCUUCUUUGUUGUACCAUUUUUAGCACUCCUGCCCCAUAUCCCCAUGCCGACCUGACAGCUUUAUUCUAGUUUUUCAUUCUGCAUCCCCCAGAACUAACAACCUGGAACGAGUAAUCGCUCACAUCACCAUCGUGAACUGUAUAUCCAACUUUUAUUCUCUCAUACAACCGUAAGAGUUCAGGAUCAUCUCAUUCGCCAUGUUGCGGAAGAAGGACACCUUCACCGUCAUCACGCCCAUCCCGGGCUUUAUCCCCCGCCAACUCGCCAUUGAUAUUCUUCAUUCUCAUUCAGAAGUCAUCACGCUCAACCCACUGGUUAUCGACCACAAGCCCAUCGCGGCGCCUCAAAAUGCCGAGACCGAUGAGUAUUACUCGACUUGGUAUGAGAUCACGGAGCGCCUCCAGCUCGUGCCUGGAAUCGGUAAGAUGGGAUCCUCAACUAUCAAGUUCAACGGCUGCUUUCACGAUAUGCCCUGGGGGCUUCAAACACACGUCUACGCGCCCAUGAAUAUCGACAUGCGCAGCACCUAUCGCAUCGCGGGUAACCAACCCGGUGUCGAGCCCCCCGAGGUGCCAGAGAUUGGCCUCAAAGCAUUAGGCGUACCUUCAGACGGACUCUACCUCCGCGAGGACAUCGAAAUCAAGUGCAACGUCACCAUGGUCAGCUAUGUCAGGUCUCAGAUGAAGAAGGCGUCGGCCGAAAUGGUGCAGAGGAUGAUCAAGAAGGCCGAGCUGCUGGAUGCCGGUGUGCUGUCAGCCAUGAUUGAGGACGGAAAGCUGAAGACGCUCAACCCAGCCGACAGACGCAACACUGUACGAUCACCAUUGCCGUCUCCUUCCAGUCUUCACUACCCACCGUCUGUCAACGGCGGCAGCACCCCGCCGCAGAUGCACUCACCAAGAAUGCCGUACCAAAUCCCCAGAGUCACAUCAGUGCACAGCCCCUACGGACGACCCGGCACGGCAGGCUCUCAAGGGCCGGGGGGUCUCCAGCAGCAAAUCCAAGCAGCCCAGCAACAGCAGCAACAACCACCCCAAUACGGGCAAAUCCCCCAUGAUAACGGCCCCCAGGAACUCCCCGGCGUAGAGGCCGGCCAAACCAACAACAACUUUGCCGUCGAAAUGCCUGGCGACUUUGUCUUUGCCAAUGUUGAUCCAAACCGCCCCCCCACCAACCACGGCAGUCCACACUCGCAGCAGGGCCAGUGGUCGAAUGCGGGUUCACGCCCGGCGAGUUAUCAGUCAAGCAUCACGUCUCCGAACCCUGAUCUAAAAGGGGGGUACCCAGGGCAGCAACAGCAGUUGGCGCCGCAUAGGGAGACGAAUGAGGAGCAUCACACGGGGCAGAGGAAGCAUGAUUCGAUUCAGAAGUCGCCUUAUGCGGCGUAUAACCCGGCUGAUUACGCAAAGGUUCCUUCGCCUUUGCAGCCGGGCGGGGGGCAGCAGCAGCAACAGCAAGGGCAGCAGUAUACGCAGCAGCGGUAUGGAUAUUGA
Podospora bellae-mahoneyi is the source of this 1705-nucleotide messenger RNA. RefSeq lists its product as uncharacterized. The coding region runs from base 410 to 1705 and encodes 431 amino acids. NCBI's taxonomy places the organism in Eukaryota, Fungi, Ascomycota, Sordariomycetes, Sordariales, Podosporaceae. The transcript is spliced from 2 exons. The record is from RefSeq and is a predicted model, not a curated record.